AUGUCAUUGAAAAUCAUAGUCUGCAAACUCAAGGGCAUGAAAAAUCGACUAGGUAGCAUAUCAAAGAGUGUUGAGACCAAGCAUAGGCUCUGUCGGACAAAGUCCCAUGUUGCACUGGAUGUAACUCCAAUUGAACCUGUUCAACAGGGACAGUGGGCAUAUCUACCACCUGAAUUGCUUUUGGAUAUAAUCCGUAGGGUUGAAGAGAGUGCGACAUCUUGGCCUGCCCGUGCCAUUGUUGUCUGUUGUGCUUCGGUAUGUAAAUCGUGGAGGUCCAUCACGUUAGAGAUUGUCAAGACUCCUCAGCAAUGUGGAAUGCUUACAUUUCCUAUUUCAUUGAAGCAGCCCGGUCCCAGUGAUUAUCGGAUACAGUGCUUUAUUAGGAGGAACAAAAGAACGUCUACAUUCCUGUUGUACUUAGGUUUGGAGCCAUCGAAGAAUGAGAGUAAUAAGUUGUUAUUAGCUGCCAAAAAGAUAAGGUCCGACUUUGUCAUAUCCUUGGCAACAGACGAUUUUUGUCAAGCCAGCAACAAAUAUGUUGGUAAAGUCAGGUUUGAUUUCGCGGGCAUCGAUUUCACUAUAUAUGACAGUCAACCUCCACAUGAUGCUGCAGUUCAACCAAAUUGUCGACCAAGUGGAAUGUUUAAUUCUAAGCCAGUGUCACCAAGAAGAGUUCAAGCAUGUAGCCAUCUUGUUAGCACCAUUUCCUAUAAGUUUUUCUGGAAAUCGCCAAGAAGAAUGUACUGCAUCAUGAACUCUAACAUCGUUACCACUAUUCAGGAAGGGGGAAACACCACGUCUCCAACAUUGUUACCUAAAAUAUUUGAUGAACCUUUUUCUCCUUCACCAGAGCUACUAGGACUGAGCCAAGGCUCGAUCCAACCCUUGUUGCUCAAAAGCAAGGAUUACAUGAGGGAUGAGCAGCGAAAGUGUUGGUGUUUAGACUACAUGGGUCGUGCAAAAGAAAAUGCAAUAGUGCUCUCUACAAAGAACUUUCAACUUGUAGAAGAUGUUGUUGAUCCAUCCCAUAAUGCUUCUCCGGUAGAGCGAGAAAGGGUAGUCUUGCAGUUAGGAAAGAUCGGAAAAGACAUAUUCAUCAUGGACUACUCUUACCCACUCUCUGCCUUCCAAGCCUUCGCCAUCUGCUUGACGCAAAUGAGAGUGUAG
Messenger RNA from Medicago truncatula (barrel medic), 1167 nucleotides. Its product is annotated as tubby-like F-box protein 2. Bases 1 to 1167 code for a protein of 388 amino acids. NCBI's taxonomy places the organism in Eukaryota, Viridiplantae, Streptophyta, Magnoliopsida, Fabales, Fabaceae. The transcript has 4 exons. The record is from RefSeq and is a predicted model, not a curated record. Gene Ontology annotation, molecular function: protein binding.